Malassezia restricta is the source of this 1770-nucleotide messenger RNA. Its product is annotated as cation efflux family protein. Gene Ontology annotation, molecular function: monoatomic cation transmembrane transporter activity. Gene Ontology annotation, biological process: monoatomic cation transport; transmembrane transport. Bases 1 to 1770 code for a protein of 589 amino acids. The transcript has a single exon. Gene Ontology annotation, cellular component: membrane. Lineage: Eukaryota; Fungi; Basidiomycota; Malasseziomycetes; Malasseziales; Malasseziaceae. The record is from RefSeq and is a predicted model, not a curated record.
AUGGCGUCGGAGCCACCGCAGCGCAUCGUACCUGCGCUGAAUCCGCAGCGCCGUGUGCCAAGAUCAGCACCUACACGUACGGUACCGAGCAGCGCCCACGAGGCUCGUGGAGCCGCGCAGCGCGAGCACUCGCGAAGGAGCUCGCAUAUUCAUGCACGGAAUCUAUCGGCCUUCUUUCCGCGGCCAGGCACAGACGCAGCGCGUGAAUAUGAAGCAUUCCGGUCUCAACAGCCACAGAUUUUACCCAAGAUAGUGACGCAGGAUGCAGAGCCUGCGUCCCCCGAUACCGUGUCACCGGUCAAGCGCCGUGAUCAGCGACGCAGCGAGCGUCGCGCGAGUCAUAUUCUGUCGCCGUCCAUGCAGCUUGAUCCGACUCAGCUCAUUUCGCCCGAUCCUAUGCGAGCGUCAUCUGCUGCAUGGACGUCUAUGCCUAGCCGUGCCGUCUCGGAAUCCUUUGUCACGCCUGAAGAACCACUCGAUACACUUCAGCCCCUGCCGUGCGGUAUGUACUCGCUGGUAGCGUUCAGUACGGUGCACUUUGGCUUGGGCGCUACGCUAUGGGUGAUGGGCCAGCUGCGCGACUCACUUGCUCUCACAGGCUUUGGCUUCCUGGUCGUGUUUGAUACGCUGGGACUCGUGAAUGCCAUAUGCAAAUACCGCACCAAGUCCGCAGCCACCGAGCCCUUGCGGCGCCCUUUUGGCAUGCACCGCUUCGAGUCACUGUUAGACUUUACGCUCGUUUUGUACCUCUUCUUUGCUGGCAUGUAUAUGUGCAAGGAGAAUGCUGAACACGCUUUACUCGCGUCGAGCGCACCACAUGAAGAGGACCGAGCGGGUCUCGUUCUGCCGCUAGGCGUGUUAGUCCUGGCGCUUGGCAUGUGCUUCGGAACCAAUGUUGUGCUUCGGAAUCACGAGCGGCUCGGCAUGGCUUGUGGCAUGGGCCUGGACGGAUGGCACGAAAGCCUGGAUGGACGUCCGCGCCGUCCAUCGCAUACACGCCAUAUGUCCGUCUUGGUUCGUCCAGUGAUGGCGGCACAGCCCUUGUACCAUGCAUUUUUGAACCCGUUUGCGGGCUUGAUUCUGUUUUUUGCCAUGGUGCUGGUCGCAUCGGCCGUCGUCCUGCCGCCUACCCAGGCAGCAUCGUUUGAUAAGCUGCUGGCCGGUCUCGAGGGCGUAUCGAUGAUGUACGUGAGCCUCACGGCCCUUCGUCCGCUGUGCAAGCUUCUUCUGCAAGCAGCGCCACCACCGAAUGACGCUCAGCUGAUGCAGGUUCAGCGAGCGCUCAGCAAGGUCGAGUCACACCCUGCCGUCGUUGGGAUACCACAUGUACAGACAUGGCAGCUGACGCUUCCAUCGCUGGGCUAUACCAAGUCGGGCAUCGGUACAGACGGCCAGCGUGGAUUGGCUCAUGUGCUAUCAAUGCACCGGACUAUCAAGUCACCUCCUCUCGUGGUGACCGUGCACAUCAAAAUCAAGCCGGAUGCUACGGCUCAAGAAUAUGAAGACGUGUCGCGCGUGGCCUGGCUCCAUGGGUCCCUUGCCUUGAAUGUAUCGCCAGCAUGCCAAGUGGGCGAUGCCGUGCGGGGCAGUCAGUGUGUGGGCGAUCUGACCGUCCAAGUUACGCGUGAGGGACAAGACGCAGGCCACCAUCACCACCACCAUGACUGCCAUCACCACGGUCACCACCAUCACGAUCAUGGCCACCACCACAGCCACCAUCACGGCCACCAUCACGAUCACCGCCAUGGUCACCAUGUGUGUCAAUCAUAG